CUAAGUCCCAGCCGCUCAGAGUCAACUUCAAUCAAACCUGCCGACGUGCCUCCAUCACUUCGAGGACGCGACGCCGGCGACGAGGACGAUAGCUAACGAACAACCCCCGGCCGUGCGCACGUUCAUUCUGACGACAUCUUCGCCGACCUGCGCUUCAAGCGUGACCUUUCCUCGACGCCUUGGUCACCUGUCCCGCUGCUUUAUUGGUCUGCAUUAUCUAUCGCCACUGGGGACGGUCACGACGCUAGGACGCCGCUAUGGGGAACUGCGUAUCGCAGGUAGACCGCGAAGCCGCGGCUCGCUCACAGGAGAUUGACAAGCAAAUCGAGGAGGACUCGAGGAAGUUUAAGAAGGAGUGUAAGAUUUUACUACUUGGCUCCGGCGAGUCAGGAAAGUCGACCAUAGUCAAGCAGAUGAAGAUCAUCCAUCAGAACGGCUAUACGCGCGAUGAGCUGCUUACCUUCCGGACGACGAUAUACAAGAACUUGCUCGAGUCGGCCCAUCAUAUUCUGCUCGCUAUGCGCAAGAUCGGCGUCGAUUGUGUGAACCCGCAGAAUCGGGCAAGUGUAGAUCGCAUCAUGGAUUACGAGGUCGUACCGUCAACGUCUUUCUACUUCUCGGAAGAAAUGGCCCAGGCGAUAUACCAACUAUGGAAAGAUCCCAUAAUACCGACGAUUAUGGACCACAGUAGCGAAUUUUACCUUAUGGACAGCGCAUCUUAUUUCUUCACAGAAGCGCUGCGAAUAGGUACACCAGAUUAUGUUCCGACCGAGACGGACGUGCUACGAUGUAGAGCGAAGAGCACCGGGAUUACGGAGACACGCUUUAGCUUGGGCCCGUUAUCAAUACAUAUGUUCGAUGUCGGUGGCCAACGGUCAGAGAGGAAGAAGUGGAUACACUGCUUCGAGAGCGUGACGUCGAUCAUUUUCUGCACCGCGCUGUCUGAGUACGAUCAAGUUCUACUUGAAGAGAGGAAUCAGAAUCGUAUGGCGGAGUCGCUCGUCCUCUUCGACUCUGUCAUCAACUCCAGAUGGUUUCUCCGAACGUCGAUAAUCCUGUUCUUGAACAAGAUCGACGUAUUCAAGAGCAAGCUACCAAAGGUACCACUCGAGCGUUAUUUCGCAGAGUACACUGGGGGUGCAGACAUUAACAAGGCUGCGAAGUAUAUACUGUGGAGAUUCAUGCAGGCGAACCGGGCACGACUAAGCGUUUACCCCCACCUGACACAGGCGACGGAUACAAGUAACAUCCGCCUGGUCUUCGCAGCGGUGAAGGAGACGAUACUACAAAAUGCAUUAAAAGACUCGGGGAUACUAUAGCCAUGGCCGCGUCGUCUUUUCUUGCUUUGGGGGACUCUUUCGCCGGAUUUUCUCUUGUUUGUAUGCUGCAAUUAUUCGCCAUCUCACACAUCUCGCAUCCGUACCAUACAUCCAUUGUCCUUGCUGUCGUUGUCGCGUUAUCCACUACAUUUUCUCUCCACCACUUGCGCCGCCAUUUGCUUCCCGCCAACUGUCAACCAGUUAUUUCGACCGGUUCAUCGACGAGCACCUGCGUGCUCUCUGCACGAUCACCUCGUUGCAACUAUCGGACGGUUGCAUGUCGCACUCGUGCAGGGUGUGUCACCACAGCGGCAUCCGAGCGCACCCCGAGACUUCAUUCCCUGCUCACUACGCACGUCAUCGCGGAGCAUGACGCCGCGACGAUUCAGGUCUUCUCUCGCACUUGAACAUGUAUACCUCCCUUACGCUCGCUGGCACUUGCACACACCUCUAUUGUAUUUCCUUCCUAUGCCCCCGGUCCUGGUUGUCCGUCGCUUGCUGUUAUUGCGCUCCCCACAUCUCCAACUGACUGGCUCUGCUACUCCGUCAUCUUCGUCCUCUGCGCAGCCAGGUUCGCUUCCCCUGUCGCGCGUCUCCCUCUACUUACAUGAUCAUUACUAUUAUACACUCUGCUCUCGUUCCAUUCCUUGAUUCCUCUCUAACUCGAGCUGCUGUUCUCCUUCCAUGUUUUUGUUUAGUAUUCUGGACCAGUCUCUGGGGUUGUAACCUUACAUUAGAAUCCUGAGCAAUUGAAUACACAGAAGGGUGGUCGGAAGUU
This is a messenger RNA of Phanerochaete carnosa HHB-10118-sp, 2097 nucleotides long. RefSeq lists its product as uncharacterized. Gene Ontology annotation, biological process: adenylate cyclase-activating G protein-coupled receptor signaling pathway. Gene Ontology annotation, molecular function: GTPase activity; GTP binding; G-protein beta/gamma-subunit complex binding. NCBI's taxonomy places the organism in Eukaryota, Fungi, Basidiomycota, Agaricomycetes, Polyporales, Phanerochaetaceae. Bases 258 to 1319 code for a protein of 353 amino acids. Gene Ontology annotation, cellular component: heterotrimeric G-protein complex. The transcript is spliced from 9 exons. The record is from RefSeq and is a predicted model, not a curated record.